Messenger RNA from Colius striatus (speckled mousebird), 1791 nucleotides. It is a transcript of the gene GALR1, whose product is annotated as galanin receptor 1. Bases 1 to 1791 code for a protein of 596 amino acids. The transcript has 4 exons. Gene Ontology annotation, molecular function: G protein-coupled receptor activity. Gene Ontology annotation, biological process: G protein-coupled receptor signaling pathway. Gene Ontology annotation, cellular component: membrane. The record is from RefSeq and is a predicted model, not a curated record. Lineage: Eukaryota; Metazoa; Chordata; Aves; Coliiformes; Coliidae.
AUGCUCUCCUUUCGCAGUUUUAAGGACCCUCCGCAGCUACGACCCCAGCCCACCAGCCUUUGGCCCCGCAGCCACGGCGUUUUGAAACAGGGGCUCCGUGGAUCUGGGCAAGCGAAGGCAAAAAGCAAAAAGAAGUUUUCUGAGGUAUGGACCGGGGCCGGUCGGCUCCGCUUUCUGCCCGCGGACCGCCUGACGCUCCGGCUGCUGCUACCGUGCUGUCCGCCCCGCCGGGCAGCCCAGCGGAGGCGACUGACAGCUAAACCGAGACGAGGAGGGAAGUUCCCCACCCCGCCUUUCCCCAGGGAGACAUCCCCGGGGAGCUUGGUCUGCCGGAGCAGCCGGCAGCGGCCGGCGCGGGGAGGCGCGGAGGUUCCGCAGCUCGGCUGGGCGGCCCGGGCGUGGCGGAGAGGGGUGGGCGCCGCGGCCGGAGCGGCUGCCCCGGCGGAGGAAGCGGUGGGGGCGCGGGGCUCCGCGCUCAGCCCGGCUGGUCCCGCUGCUGCCCGGGAUCGGCUGGCGGCGCGUCCUGCGAGCGGCGAGUCCCUGCGCGGCGUUACCGCCGAGCCACCCGUUCCUCCCUUCCUCCCGCCGCCCCUCUCGGCGCUGGCGGGGCGAGCGCCCCUGUCUCUCUCUCGCAGCGGUCCGCGGUGCCUGGGAGCGGCGGCUCCGCUUUUCGCGCGCUGUAACUUUGGCCGUUGCGCGAGGAGGAGGAUGGAGGCGGGGGGAGGCCUGGCUGCGGCACCCCUCAACCAGUCCCGAGCUGGGGCAGAGUCGCCCCGUGGCGAGUUCAACCUCUCCGGGCUGCCGGAGGCGAAGCCCCUCUUUGGCAUCGGCAUCGAGAACUUUAUCACCUUGAUCCUCUUCGGCUUGAUCUUCACCCUGGGUGUGUUGGGCAACUCGCUGGUGAUAACGGUGCUGGCAAAGAGCAAGCCAGGGAAGCGCCGCAGCACCACCAACAUCUUCAUCCUCAACCUCAGCAUCGCCGACCUGGCCUACCUGCUCUUCUGCAUCCCUUUCCAGUCCACAGUCUACGUGCUCCCCACCUGGGUGCUGGGUGCCUUCAUCUGUAAGUUCAUCCACUACUUUUUCACUGUCUCCAUGCUGGUGAGCAUCUUCACGCUCUCGGCCAUGUCCGUGGACCGCUAUGUGGCCAUCGUGCACUCUCGACGCUCCUCGGCCUUGCGCAUUUCCCGCAAUGCGCUGCUGGGUGUGGGGCUCAUCUGGGUGCUCUCCUUCGCCAUGGCAUCACCUGUGGCUCACCACCAGCGCCUCUUCCACCGGGAGGACAUCAACCAGACCUUUUGCUGGGAGCACUGGCCCAACCCACGCCACAAGAAGGUGUACGUUGUUUGCACGUUUGUCUUCGGAUAUCUGCUCCCGUUGCUGCUCAUCUCCUUCUGCUAUGCCAAGGUUCUUAAUCAUCUGCAUAAGAAGUUGAGAAAUAUGUCAAAGAAGUCAGAAGCAUCCAAGAAAAAGACAGCACAGACAGUGUUGGUGGUGGUAGUGGUUUUCGGCAUCUCUUGGCUGCCUCAUCACGUGAUUCAUCUGUGGGCCGAAUUUGGAGUUUUCCCACUGACUCAAGCCUCCUUUCUCUUCAGAGUAACUGCACACUGCCUGGCUUACAGCAAUUCUUCUGUGAACCCGAUUAUAUAUGCAUUUCUCUCUGAAAAUUUUAGGAAGGCCUACAAACAAGUCUUCAAGUGCCAGAUAAGUAAUGAAUCGCCUCUGAACGAUGCUAAGGAAAACAAAAGUCGGAUAGAUACACCACCAUCUACCAACUGUACACAUGUGUGA